This is a messenger RNA of Suncus etruscus (white-toothed pygmy shrew), 4979 nucleotides long. It is a transcript of the gene SKIC3, whose product is annotated as SKI3 subunit of superkiller complex. NCBI's taxonomy places the organism in Eukaryota, Metazoa, Chordata, Mammalia, Eulipotyphla, Soricidae. The transcript has 42 exons. The coding region runs from base 185 to 4879 and encodes 1564 amino acids. The record is from RefSeq and is a predicted model, not a curated record. Gene Ontology annotation, molecular function: protein binding. Gene Ontology annotation, cellular component: Ski complex.
CCUGCCUCCUACUUUGACGUUUGGCAGGCGCAGCAUCUCUGACUGUCUCCCAGGUGUGAUCCUGUGAAUAUUUGUUGGCUGUCUUCAAUGCUUCAGAAACUGUUGGAAAUAAAAGGGAGUAAUUAAAAUAGCCUUUCUUUCAAGAAAUUUUCAGUCUUGUGGGAAACAAGCACACACAUUCCGAAUGUCUAGUAAGGAAGUGAAGACUGCUCUAAAAAGUGCUAGAGAAGCAAUCAGAAAUAAAGAAUACAAAGAAGCACUGAAACAUUGUAAGACAGUGUUAAAACAGGAGAAAAAUAACUAUAAUGCCUGGGUUUUCAUUGGUGUUGCUGCAGCUGAACUGGAACAACCUGAUCAGGCCCAGGGUGCCUAUAAGAAAGCUGCUGAGCUAGAGCCAGACCAAUUACUGGCUUGGCAGGGGUUAGCAAGUUUGUAUGAGAAAUGUAAUCAAAUAAAUGCGAAGGAUGAUUUACCUGGUGUUUACCAAAAGCUCCUGGAUCUUUAUGAAAGUGUUGACAAGCAGAAGUGGUGUGAUGUCUGUAAGAAACUUGUGGAUCUGUACUACCAAGAAAAGAAUCAUGUAAAGGUGGGCCAGACAUGGCACAAAUUGAUAAAGAUACGGCAGGAAGAAGGUGCAGACAACCAAGAGCUUCAUCAGUUGUGGAGGAAACUAACUCAGUUGUUGGCAGAGAGUACCGAGGACCAGAAUAAUGAGGCUCAGCAAUUGCUUUUAUCUGCCUUUGAGAAUGCACUGGUAUCAUCAGAUAAGAUUCCUAGUGAAGAUCACCAAGUACUCUAUAGCCAGUUCAUUCAGUGUUUAUCCAAAUUUCCUCAUGAGACUGCUCGGUUGAAGAAGGCUUGUGAAGAAAUGAUAAAAAUUUAUCCCACCGUACAAUAUCCAUUAGAAGUGCUUUGUCUGCAUUUAAUAGAUUCAGGAAAUCUUACAGAUGAGGGAUAUCAGUACUGUUGCAGACUAGUGGAAAUGAAUUCAAAAAGUGGUCCAGGUCUAAUUGGUUUAGGUGUCAAAGCAUUUCAAGACAAAAACUAUGAAGAUGCUGUUAGGAACUUAGCAGAAGGAUUAAAGGAAUGUCCUCUGUGCAUAGCUGCAUGGUAUCAUCAAGCAGAAGCCCAAGUCAAAAUGCACAGACUUAAAGAAGCUAUUCUUUCAUGCAAUCAAGUUCUAAAGAACAUAGAUAAUCUUGAUAUGUCUGGUGGCCGUCUUCAUCACAAGAAUCUUUGUCUGCGUGUGAAAGCUGAGGCUUUGAUUAAACUCUCUGACUGUGAAUCUUCAGAAGAAGCAAUUUGUACUCUUGAUCAGGUUUCUGAUGCAAAUAAUAUUCCUGGACUUUUGGUUCUAAAGAGCUUGGCCUAUUUGAACACAGGCUCCUUAGAUGAAGCUUCAAAGAUUAUGGAAGAUCUCCUUUCUUCUUACCCUGACCUAGCUGAAGUUUGUGCCCUGGAGGCUUUUUUUCAUUUUACGAGAAAGGACUAUCUACAAGCAGAAAUAUGUUUCCAGAGAGCUCUUGAGAAAGAUGCCGAAGUUGCAGAAUAUCAUUACCAACUUGGAUUAACUUAUUGGUCUAUGGGUGAAGAAACAAGAAAAGAUAAGUCAAAGGCUCUUACACACUUUCUUAAGGCUGCCAAGUUGGACCCAUACAUGGGCAAAGUUUUUUGCUAUAUAGGCCACUAUUACAGAGAUGUAGUUGGAGAUAAAAACAGAGCCCGUGGAUGUUACAGAAAAGCUUUCGAAUUAAAUGACACUGAUACCGAAUCUGGAGCUGCAGCAGUUGACUUAAGUAUAGAACUGGAAGAGAUGGAAACUGCUUUGGCUAUCCUAACAGCUGUAACUCAAAAGGCCAGUGCUGGAACAGCAAAGUGGGCCUGGCUCAGGCGAGGAUUAUACUAUUUGAAGGCUGGUCAGCAUUCUCAAGCAGUGGCUGAUUUGCAGGCAGCAUUAAGAGCAGACCCAAAGGACUUCAAUUGCUGGGAAUCAUUAGGAGAGGCGUACUUGAGCAGAGGUGGUUAUACAACAGCCUUGAAAUCCUUCACAAAAGCCAGUGAGCUGAACCCAGAAUCCAUAUAUAGUGUGUUCAAGGUUGCAGCGAUACAGCAGAUCCUAGGCAAAUACAAAGAAGCUAUAGCUCAGUACCAUCUGAUCAUUAAAAAGAAAGAGGAUUAUGUACCUGCUUUGAAAGGUUUGGGUGAAUGCCAUCUCAUGAUGGCAAAAGUAGCUUUAGCAGACUAUCUUGAUGGCAAAGCAGUUGACUACAUAGAGAAAGCACUGGAAUAUUUUACUUGGGCUCUACAACAUCGAGCUGAUGCAUCUUGCCUUUGGAAGCUUGUUGGAGAUGCUUGCACUAGUCUGCAUGUUGUCUCACUAGCUAAAGUGAAUGUUAAUGUUUUGGGAAUCCUUCUAGGUCAGAAAGAAGGAAAACAAAUAUUAAAGAAAACAGAGCUCCUUCAUCUUGGAGGAAGGUGUUAUGGUCGUGCUUUAAAAUUGAUGUCAACAUCAAAUACGUGGUGUGAUCUUGGAAUUAAUUAUUAUCGCCAAGUACAACAUCUAGCAGAAUCAGGCAGUAACAUGAAUGAUCUCAAUGAGUUGAUGGAGAAAUCUAUACAUUGUCUGAAAAAGGCAGUCAGGCUUGACAGUAAUAAUCACUUGUACUGGAAUGCUCUUGGCGUGGUAUCAUGUUAUAGUGGAAUUAAAAAUUAUGCCCUUGCUCAGCACUGUUUCAUCAAAUCAAUUCAGUCAGAACAAAUUAAUGCUGUGGCAUGGACCAACUUGGGAGUGUUAUAUCUUGCAAAUGACAACAUUGAGCAAGCUCAUGAAGCUUUCAAAAUGGCUCAGUCCCUUGAUCCAUCUUAUUUAAUGUGCUGGAUUGGACAGGCUCUUAUUGCAGAAACAGUUGCAAGUUAUGACACUAUGGACCUCUUCAGGCACACUACAGAACUCAGUAUGCAUACGGAGGGUGCAAUAGGUUAUGCCUAUUGGGUCUGUACAACACUGCAAGAUAAAAGCAACAGAGAGACUGAAUUGUACCAGUACAGCAUACUACAGAUGAAUGCUAUCCCAGCAGCACAAGUUGUUUUGAGUAAAUACACAGAGAGAAUUCAAAAUUAUGCUCCAGCUUUCACAAUGUUGGGUUACUUAAAUGAGAAUCUACAGCUGAAAAAGGAGGCAGCUGCUGCAUAUCAAAAGGCAAUGUUGUUGUUGCAGACUUCUGAAGACAGAGAUAUGUAUAAUGUUGCAGUAAGAAAUUAUGGUAGACUGUUAUGUGCCAGUGGUGAAUAUGAUAAAGCUAUUCAGGCCUUUAAGUCAAUACCCCUUGAAGAGUUGGAAGACAUCAUAGGUUUUGCGCUGGCAUUAUUUAUGAAGGGUUUAUAUAAAGAAAGCAGCCAAGCUUAUGAGAGAGCCUUGUCUGUUGUUGAAUCGGAGCGAGACAAAGCCCAUAUAUUGACAGCUCUGGCAAUAACAGAAUAUAAACAAGGGAAAAUGGAUGCAGCUAAGACAUUACUAUUUAAAUGUUCUAUUUUAAAGGAGCCCACCACAGAAAGCCUUCAGACCCUGUGUGCUUUGGGAUUGGCAGUGCAAGAUGCUACCCUUUCCAAAGCUGCCCUUAAUGAGUUACUGAAGCACAAGAAAGAGAAAGACAUUGAUUACCAGCAGUGCCUUCUUACCUCAGCGAUUUAUGCGCUGCAAGGCUGCAGAGUGGCUGUGCAGAGACAAGUAUCUAAAGCCGUCCACAGUAACCCAGCCAAUCCUGCUCUUUGGUCUCUUUUGUCCCGAGUGGUUGCUCAAUAUCCCCAACAAAAUGCAAAAGGAGGUGCUGUCGCAGGGAAUGUGGCUCAUAUUCUGGACUCAAAUCACGGAAAGAAAGCAUUACUAUACACCGCAGUAAAUCAGUUGGCUGUGGGAAACAGUUCAGCAUUUGGUGGGAAGAAUACUGCACUAAAGACCAUUCAGAAGGUAGCGCUCCUUUCUCCAGGUGACCCAGCUGUGUGGGCUGGACUAAUGGCGGCCUGUUAUGCUGAUGAUAAACUGGCUCUAAUGAAUAAAACUCAACCAAAGAGGAUGGAUUUACACUUGACACUGUUGUCUGCUGUUUCUGCAUCAAUUAAAGACAAAGAAUUCCUUGAAAAUUACAACCAAACUCUUGAAAAGUGGUCUCUUUCUCAAGCUGUCACUAGUCUGAUAGAUACAAAAAGAAUAUCUGAAGCUGAAGCCCUCUGCACAAAGAACUUAAUCAGUAACCCGGAUCAGCCAACUGUUAGGUUGCUUUUAAGACAAGUGCAGUGCAAAGCACUCCUGGACUCACAAAAGCCCCUCCCGGAUGCUGUCCUUGAAGAACUGCAGAAAACAGUCCUGACAAAUUCAACCUCUGUUCCAGCUUGGCAGUGGCUGGCAUACAUAUAUCAAUCCCAAGGAAUGAUGAGUGCUGCAGAGAUGUGUUACAGAAAGAGCCUGCAAGUUGCAUCGCAGCAGGGUAGCUGGUGUGGGAAGCUCUCAAGUCUGUUGAGAUUAGCACUGCUUGCAUUAGAAGUAUGCAUGGCUAAUAUUUCCAGUGAUCACUGGCCAUCCUUAGUUCAAGAAGCUACAACUGAGGCCUUAAAACUUUGCUUUUGUCCUCUCGCUAUCCUUGUACAAGCUUUAUUGCAGUUCAAUCGCAAAAUGGGAGCAAGAGAGACACGGCGACUUUUGGAGAGAGUGGUGUAUCAGCCAGGGUACCCCAAAUCUGUUGUAUCAACUGCACGUUGGUAUUUACUGAGACACUUACAUGCCAAAAAUGACUGCGAGCUUAUUGAUGUGCUGGUAAACAAUGCCAAAAUACACGGAGAUACAAGAGCUUUGGAUCUGAAUAAGAAAUUGUCCUCACAAUAACAGUUCAUUAUUUUAUAGUAAGAAAGAAUGAAACCAUCAAUCAGUACUUUUCUGUAGUGUAGCAUUAUUUUUAAAAAGCUAUAGUUGGAAUCAUGUGUUU